This is a messenger RNA of Culex pipiens pallens (northern house mosquito), 1657 nucleotides long. Its product is annotated as transmembrane protein 120 homolog. Lineage: Eukaryota; Metazoa; Arthropoda; Insecta; Diptera; Culicidae. Gene Ontology annotation, cellular component: membrane. The record is from RefSeq and is a predicted model, not a curated record. The transcript has 6 exons. The coding region runs from base 16 to 981 and encodes 321 amino acids.
UACUUGGGAUAUCUCAUGCCUUUGAUUAAAAACGAAAAAAUGUAUGUUAAAACCAAAAAGAAUACACCAGAAGAAUCGGAGAAAUUGGCUGAACUGAACAAAAAUAUUUUAAAACGGAAAGCUCAAUUGCAUGAAAUCGAACAAGGACUGCCCCAGAAAAACAGCCUCUAUCUAAACAUAAUUCUUGGUGAUGUGAAUGUCUCUAUCCUAAAUAGAAGUGACAAAGUGCGCUACAAAGAUGACUACGAAAAAUUUAAACUUAUUCUAAAUGUGAUAGGUUUAUUGCUAUCAUUUUUAAACAUUGUUAUUAACUAUCGAGCGUUGGAACUGGCCUUCAUAUUUUUGCUGGUAUGGUACUACUGUACACUGACAAUCAGGGAAUCUAUCUUGAAGGUGAACGGUUCAAGAAUCAAAGGAUGGUGGAGAUUACAUCACUUUAUUUCUACUGCCAGUGCCGGAGUUCUACUAAUCUGGCCACAAGGGGAACCUUGGCAACUUUUCCGGACUCAGUUCAUGUACUUUAACGUUUACAUAAGUUUAGUACAGUACAUGCAGUUCGGCUACCAGAAAGGAGUGUUGUACAGAUUGAAAGCACUUGGCGAGAGACAUGAUAUGGACAUUACAAUUGAAGGCUUCCAUUCAUGGAUGUGGCGCGGAUUGAGCUUUCUUAUUCCAUUCCUCUUCAUCGGAUACAUUUUCCAGGCAUACAAUGCUUGGACAUUAUACAAACUAACUGAACAUCCAGAUGCAACCUGGCAGAUUGCAGUUUUAAGCAUACUGUUCCUUAUUUUAUUCGUUGGAAACACAACAACAACUAUGCUUGUGAUCCCACAAAAACUACGUGGACGAAUAAAGGAGCGAUAUCGUCUAAUGAGUUUGUCAUGGGCCAUGAAAGCUCGUCAGCAUAACAAAGACGACAAAACUGAGAAAAAAGACGGAGUGGAAUACGAUUUAAAUAAGGAGUGUGAUAAGGACAAAUAAAAGCUGUAAUUUACUCGAGUGAAGUGAAAAUGAAACGAAAAGUCAAAUAUUUUUACAUUAUUUCUUUAGCGGGUGUUUGUUAACAUAUGGAAAUAUUAUCUGACGAUUGGCAUUCAUAAGCUAGACGACAUGCGACAUCUAGUGUUGAGUAGCAGAACAGAGCGAAGGAUGAUGAUUGAAAUUUUUGCCCUUUGAGGUUAUGUAUGCGAAUUCUGUUUUGUUAAAUUUCAGCGUUCAAAACAACUUUUGAGCAAAAAUUCGAGCUUAUACUUUGUUAUUUUUGAUGCUCUAUCAUUUUAAACAAUUUUUUUUCAAUGUUUUUUUCCAAAAUCUUUUUUAUUGCUUUAAUUUAUAGAGGGCAAAAGUUUACACUCAUACUACUUGAAUUUUUGCUCAGAAGAUGUUCUAAGAGCUGUAAAUUCAAUUUUAAGUUUGCAUUCCUAUAUAACCGAACAGCGAAAAUUUGAAUCGUCAUUCUUCGAUGCUUUGCGCCAUCUGUCGGAAUUAUGAAGCUUUUAAUCGCGAAUUAAUAAUUAUGUUUAGUUCCUACUCAAGCAAAGCUAAAGCUUUUUAAUAAAGGGAGGAUGAAUUUUAAAAAAAAUCUAAGUUCAUGGUUUUCAUAUAACUCGUGAGAGAAUAGGAUUGAGUCAGCAAUAAAUAAAAGAUUCAAAAGGAA